Betta splendens (Siamese fighting fish) is the source of this 2019-nucleotide messenger RNA. RefSeq names its product cell division cycle 26 homolog (gene cdc26). Gene Ontology annotation, biological process: protein K11-linked ubiquitination; regulation of mitotic cell cycle; anaphase-promoting complex-dependent catabolic process. NCBI's taxonomy places the organism in Eukaryota, Metazoa, Chordata, Actinopteri, Anabantiformes, Osphronemidae. The record is from RefSeq and is a predicted model, not a curated record. Gene Ontology annotation, cellular component: anaphase-promoting complex. Bases 154 to 438 code for a protein of 94 amino acids. The transcript has 4 exons.
CGCGACAAGGCGCGACAUCUGGACCCUAUAAGCCGCGGGUCCGGUAGUUUACGAUUAUCGUAGGAUCGUUUGGACCACUGAAACCGGAUAGACUCUUGGUCCGGCCCGAGGAAGAGACAGCGGCACCCAGAGCAGAGAAGGUGCUGUAGAAAAAUGUUGAGGAGGAAACCCACACGUCUGGAGCUAAAAAUCGAUGACACGGAAGAGUUCGAGAGCGUCAAGAAGGAGCUUGAGGCGCGUAAGCGUCAGCGAGAGGAGGCGGAGUCAGGAGGCCGAGUGGGCGGGGCUUCUGUUGUCAGCGUGGACGUCACAGGUGGUGCAGCUUCAGCUUCCUCUUCCAUCUCAACAAGGGCAGAACUUAUCAAUGACCGAAUUGGCUUCAAGCCUCACCCCAAGCCGUCAACAUUGCCCACCUUAUUUGGAAGUUUACAAUUUUAGUACAAAUGUUUGAGGAAAUUGUGAUUUUACAGUUGUUUUUUUUAUUUAACUGAUAAUUCUGAAAUGUCAAUAAAAUACAGCAAAAAUACACAACUGUUCGAAAAUACUUAAAUCAUCAAAAUAAUAACCAGGAUUGCUGUGAAACCAAUAACCGAAAAAAAAUGUACAAAGAAUGUGAAAGAAACAGCAGCAACCGGUCCCUUUUAAAAGACAACCCAAAAUAUUAUAAUGGUUGAUAAAUCUAUGAAAAAAAGUUGGACUUGAAACAAGACAAACCAAAAAAAUGAAAUUUAAAAGCUAAUAAUCUGAAGUUACAAACUGCUCCACUCGUCAGUUGUGGUCAUCUAUUUUAUUUAUUUUAUAAUAAAUGUUACAUUAUUUCUUAUUGAAUAUAAGACAAACUGUAGAUUAGUGUUUAACUGUAAAAAAUAGUUUUAGCAAAAACAAAAAUCGGAAAACAUCUUUACAGUGUCAGUAGCUCUGAUGCCACAAUUAGUCCCCAACCUUAUACAGUCAACUUGUAAAGACUCAAAUAAUUUUACCAUGGUAAUCAGGGAUGCAUGAAUUUAUAAAAUGAUUAUCCUUGAUACUGUUUAGUCUGAAAAUAGCGGGAGGGGCAUUAAGGGUAGCAGAGUUGGGGUGUUUAGUGAUUGACAGUUGGAUUUUCAGAAUGUCUUAAAAUGUUACUUUAUUCAAACAACUGAUGACAGUAUACUGAAUUAUAAAAACAAAAUAAAAAUAAGAAAAUAAAUACAACAAAAGCUACUUGGUCCCAAGCAAUAGAAGAAGUUUUAGUGUCUGUUUCUAUAGUUACAGUAGUGAAAGUUAAAAAUGUGACUUAGUGUCUCACACCUGUGACAUUUUUAGCUUAUUAUGUAAAAACGUUUUUUGGAGGUUGUAACAAUAAUUUUACAAUAAAUAAGAAUUUGUAUACGUAUAUUUUAACCAACUGCCUUGUGUUGGCAGUACAAUCCCUAUGGUAAAAAAAAAAAAAAAAUCAGCCUUCUGCAUCAUGAUGCGUUUCCAAACCUGCAUUGUUCUGGUCUCAGUCACUGGGUCAGUUUGUGGCCUGUGUCUUUGUUUACUUUCAUACAGGUGAGACUGUUGUCUGUUCAGACUGGUGCUCAGACUGGAUUUCUGUGGGUUUUCUUGUCUGAUCUGAAAUUAAUUCACUUUCAGGCUGAUUUAUCUCCAUUUUGUGUUUCUAACUGAAUGUGACCGAAUGAGUCAGUGUCUGCAUCAUCCCCACCUGCCGACCACGCCCACCACAGAAAACAAAAAGGAUUUGGCUGGUGACUCAACUUUUUUCUGCUGUCUCUGAUGAUGUCAUCACUUGGCCAGCUUAGCGAUGAUUUCAUUUCUUCUUAAUGGCAACCAGGUCUCGUUGCAGCUCUGAGAACUUGGGCCGGUCCCCUGAGUUAUACUGCCAGCAGCGCAGCAUCACUUUGUACACAUCGUCAGGACAACGCUGAGGACAUGCCAUCCUAUAGCCUAGCAACCAUGAAGUGAAAAUGUCAAGUUUCUAUGAUUCAAAAGGUUAAACCUUAUAAAAAUAUUAAAUAAAAUACAUUUUGCCAUUUA